GGAAGAGUGAACAACAUGGCAGCUGAAAGAGAGGAUGAGCAGGCUCUGCACCACGUGUUCACCUACGGGACUCUGAAGUAUGGCCAGCCAAACCAUCACAUCUUGACGAACCCCAACAAUGGCCGCGCUACGCUGAUUGCCACGGCGAAGACGCUGAAGAAAUGGCCGCUGGUUCUCAUGUCCUCGUACGAGAUACCAUGUCUGCUGCCCCGUGAGGGCAUGGGCCACGAGGUGUUCGGUGAAAUGUACCUAGUGGACGACCGGAUGCUGGAGACCCUCGACGGCCUCGAGUCGCACCCCGACGUCUACGUCAGAACGCAGGAAGACGUCGUGUUGCUGUCUUCGCAGCCUAAAUCGUGCAGCCCUGACGCCGAAGCGAAUUCGCGCUCCGGAGGUUUGUCUUCGACAGAGGCCGGCGAAAGACGAAAAGCCUGGAUUUACUUCAUACGCAAUGCAGAGCCUGAACACCUGUUGCUACCCUUCGUGUCUUGCUACACGUGGAGACAGGACAUUGAAUUCCCGACGGCAACUGGGGACAAAGAAGAGUCGCUCCGCUUCCUAGACAACCAGUUUAAACCCACUGCUGUAGACGAGAGCCUGCUACAGAGCCGAGGCAUGACACCAUUACACUCUGCAAGUGCAAAUCAAAUUACUAACUAA
Dermacentor silvarum is the source of this 660-nucleotide messenger RNA. Its product is annotated as gamma-glutamylaminecyclotransferase C. The transcript is spliced from 2 exons. Gene Ontology annotation, molecular function: gamma-glutamylaminecyclotransferase activity. The record is from RefSeq and is a predicted model, not a curated record. The coding region runs from base 16 to 660 and encodes 214 amino acids. NCBI's taxonomy places the organism in Eukaryota, Metazoa, Arthropoda, Arachnida, Ixodida, Ixodidae.